Exaiptasia diaphana is the source of this 1443-nucleotide messenger RNA. RefSeq lists its product as uncharacterized. NCBI's taxonomy places the organism in Eukaryota, Metazoa, Cnidaria, Anthozoa, Actiniaria, Aiptasiidae. Bases 1 to 1443 code for a protein of 480 amino acids. The record is from RefSeq and is a predicted model, not a curated record. Gene Ontology annotation, molecular function: protein dimerization activity. The transcript is spliced from 3 exons.
AUGGCUGGUCGGAUAAAUGGAGCUGCUGCACUGAGCACCAGGGAUCACGAAAAAAUAAUAUACGUCCAUUGUAUGUGCCAUCGGCUAAAUUUAUGUGUCGCAGAUUCAUGUGCAAUUGAAAUUGUCCGAGAUAUGAUGACAACGGUCAGAAAGAUUUCUCAAUUCUUUGGAAAUUCUCCUAAACGGCAACAGCAUUUAGAGGAGAAAAUUAAAGAACAUUUGUCUGACAAUAAUCACACUGUUCUAAAGAAUGYUUGCAGAACUCGGUGGGUAGCAAGAAUCGAUGGAAUGGAUAGGAUUGUAGAAAUGCUUGUUCCUGUGACAGAUACCCUGGAGGACAUUGCACUAAAUAGAGAUGGGAAUGGGAAUAGAGGACAUGGAGAUUGGAACAUUGAUAGCAGAAAUGACGCUCAAGCAUUAUUAAAUGCCAUCUCUUUUACGUUUAUUGUAGCAAUUGUAAUUGUUAGGCACAUCCUUGAUUUAACUAGACCGCUAACUCUUAAAUUACAGAGAAAAGAGAUUGACCUUGUAAAAGCAAGAGAAGAGAUUACUUUGCUGAAAAAUGCAGUUGGARAUAUGAGAAGGGACAUUGAUAUUAGACAUCAGAAUCUCUACACUGAAGCAGUAACACUUGCUGGCCAAAUUGGUGUCCAGCCCUCCAUGCCCAGAAUAGUGCAGAGACAAAGAAACAGAGCUAAUGCACCAGCUGCUAAUCCCUUAGAAUAUUACAAACGCAAUUUAACGACACCUUUCUUAGAUCAUUGUUGUCAGCAUAUUGACACAAGAUUUCAAGAGGAGGUCUACACUUGUUAUAAAGGAYUUUAUGUCACACCUUCUAUAAUGCUAGAUAAUUUAGAUUCAUGGAAAGCUAAUGUUAUGGRAUUUUGCAAUGGAUAUCGACAAGAUCUACCUAACAUUGCUGGACUGGAUGCUGAGCUAAUAAUGWGGGAAAGGUUAWGGAGAAACCAKCAAAAUAGAGGUGGGAACAUUCCUGACAGAAUUGCAAAAGCUUUAGAGGUUGUUGAUCACCAGGCAUAUAGUAAUAUUUUUACUAUUUUGAAGCUUCUUACUACAAUCCCUAUCUCAUCAGCCACAUGUGAGAGAUCAAUUUCAACACUGAGAUAUUUGAAAACAUAUCUCCGAAGUACUAUGGCUCAAGACAGGUUGAAUGGACUUGCAUUAAUAUAUGUGAUAAAUUCAAGACCCAAAAUUGGAAAACGAAAAAUCCAAGAAGAGGGAAAUAUCAAGCAGGAGAGCAGUGAUGAUGACUAUAGGGAUGUGGGUUAUCAUCAUGAAAAUAGAGAGAUACCCUUCCUCGAACUAGGAAAAGUCUCCUAUUCAUCUACAGAAGUAGCUAUAAUUCUUCUCGAAGCUUUGCAGCUUGUCGCAGCAUAUAACGUUUGUACAAUAGUCCCAUGCGACAUAGAUUGUAGUUCAAGCUAA